AUGGGAAAAAGACCAGUAGCAAAAAAGGGCCGUCAGUAUGAGACUAAACAAAAGUCGGGGGAAACAAACUUCCCCGCUAAAAUGGCCAUGUGGGAUUUUGAUCAAUGCGAUCCCAAGCGAUGUAGUGGUAAGAAACUUAGCCGAUUAGGUCUUAUUCAAGAACUCAGAGUAGGCCAAAAGUUCAAUGGUGUAGUAGUUUCUCCCAAAGGUCAAGGUGUUGUGUGCCCUAAUGACCGAGAACUUGUCGAAAAGUACGGCGCAGCUGUCGUCGAGUGCUCCUGGGCGCGUCUAGACGAAGUCCCCUUUUCAAAAAUUGGAGGAAAACAUGAGCGACUUUUACCUUAUUUGGUUGCUGCUAACCCAGUAAAUUAUGGUAAGCCAUGGCGUCUCAACUGCGUGGAAGCUCUUGCUGCCUGCUUUGCCAUUGUUGGCCAUCUGGAAUGGGCCGCAGAGGUGCUUUCUCAUUUUUCCUGGGGCCAUGCAUUUUUGGAAAUCAAUGAAGAGCUGUUUGAGCUUUACUCUCAGUGCACAGAUUCAGACUCUGUCCAGGCUGCACAGCAACAAUGGCUAGACGAGCUAGAAAAGGAGGUUGAAGAAAGAGCUAAAAUGAAAUCGGAAAAAGUUACGGGUGAUAGAGGUCACGGAAAACCAGGUGAACUGCCACCCUCAAGCUCAGAAGAUGAAUACGAAGAAGAGGAAGAAGAAGAAGGGUCUAGCGAUGAAGAAGAUCCUUACCAAGGGAAAAUUCUUGAAAUCGGUAAACCGCCAGCAGUAAAUAAAUACAACGAGUCAGAUAUUGAAGAGAGCGAAGAAAGUGAAGAAAGUGAAGAUGACCUCGACGCUCCUCCCAAGGCGCUCUAA
Messenger RNA from Magnusiomyces paraingens, 861 nucleotides. RefSeq lists its product as uncharacterized. The transcript has 4 exons. NCBI's taxonomy places the organism in Eukaryota, Fungi, Ascomycota, Dipodascomycetes, Dipodascales, Dipodascaceae. The record is from RefSeq and is a predicted model, not a curated record. Bases 1 to 861 code for a protein of 286 amino acids. Gene Ontology annotation, molecular function: rRNA small subunit aminocarboxypropyltransferase activity. Gene Ontology annotation, biological process: maturation of SSU-rRNA.